Molecule: messenger RNA, 2768 nt
Organism: Puntigrus tetrazona (Sumatra barb)
Lineage: Eukaryota; Metazoa; Chordata; Actinopteri; Cypriniformes; Cyprinidae
Gene: myoc
Product: myocilin
Exons: 4
Coding region: 351-1781 (476 amino acids)
Biological process (GO): signal transduction; osteoblast differentiation
Cellular component (GO): Golgi apparatus
Source: RefSeq, a predicted model, not a curated record
UGUGCCUGGACUCAGAGAAACUGCCUCUAGACCUGAAGACACAAACUGUGGGAUCGCAGGCAUCAAAGCGAAACAUCAACCACCAAUCAAAGCGAGAAGCUCCAAUCAGUCCCUCAACCAAGAGGAAGUCAGUGGGAACGGAAGAUUGAAUAGGCUCAGGUGAGAGGUCAUUAGUGGAACGCAAGAGAAGUGAGCUGCUCCGGUUACACUUGUGAGGUAAAAGGGAAGGAAUAGAUUAGUGCUGGAGCUAAAGAAGACAGGGCAGUAGACUCACCACCACCUUCCCUGCAGAAAGAACAUCAGAUAAAGACAGAAAGAAGUUUUUUUGGGUAUCUGUGGUCCAGCUGAACAUGUGGUUUUUGGCUGUGUUUUGGGCUUCCUGCCUGCUGAUGGGCACCCAUGCUCAGAGUAGCACCAGUUUUCGCCGGGCGAAUACCGGUAGUGGUCGUUGCCAGUACACCUUCACGGUGGACAGCCCCACAGAGGCAAGUUGUCCAUCAGCAGGUUCAAGUCCCGAGAUGGAGGCCCUGAAAUCUCGCCUGGGGCUGUUAGAGGCACUGGUUGCCCGCCUCGUAGGAGGGGAAGCCGUGCCAGAGUUGUCACAGGGCUCCAGACCUCAGUCAGGCCUCCAGGAUGCAUAUAACCAGAUGAUGGGGGAGAACACCCAGCUUCAGAGAGAGAAGCAAAAACUGGACAGACAGGUCCAGGACCUGCAGCAGAGGAUGGAAGAGCUGCGCCAGGAGGCUGAGAGGUUGAGGAGCAGACCCUGCAUGCAACAACCUCCUCCAAGAGUGCCCCAAAAUGACAACAGCUUCAGACCAGGAUCAGGACCUGCACUCUCCCACCUGGUAUCAAGGCCUGGGAACACACAAGGAGACAAAGGCAGUUUAAGAGAUCCUUCAUGGCAUUAUGAGAAUCCUGGAUACCAGGAGCUGACGGCUGUAGUCACCGAGGUUUCUGCCCCAAGUCCGGAAGGUCCAGCGGACAUCUCAGGUUGUGGCGAUCUCGUGUGGGUACAAGAGCCUGAGGUGCACCGCAAGGCUGACAACAUUGCUGGUAAAUACGGCGUCUGGAUGCAAGACCCAGAAGCUAAAGAACCUUACGGUACAGAGAUGGUGUGGCGCAUUGAUGCCGUAGGUUCUGAAGUGCGUCAACUCUUCGGCUAUGAAAACAUGGACCAGCUGUCACGUGGCUUCCCCACUAAAGUCCUCCUCUUGCCAGAAUUUAUGGAGAGCACAGGCGCCACCAUGUACAGAGGCUCCUUGUACUACCAACGGAGGCUCAGCCGCACCCUUGUAAGAUACGAUCUACUCUCUGAGAAUAUUGCUGCCCGCCGUGAUCUUCCCCAUGCUGGCUUCCAUGGCCAAUUCCCCUACUCUUGGGGAGGCUACACAGACAUCGACUUGGCAAUAGAUGAGAACGGUCUAUGGGCCAUUUACAGCACCAACAAAGCCAAGGGUGCUAUCGUCAUCUCCCAGCUAGACCCUCACAACCUAGAGGUGAAGGGCACCUGGGAGACAAAAAUCCGCAAGACAUCCGUGGCUAAUUCUUUUAUGAUCUGUGGCAAGCUGUACACUGUUGCUAGUUAUACCUCACCAAACACCACCAUAAAUUACAUGUAUGACACCGCAACUAGCCAAGGUAAAACAAUCGCAGUGCCAUUCAAAAACCGCUAUCGCUAUAACAGCAUGGUAGACUAUAACCCAGCGCAGAGAAAGCUAUAUGCUUGGGAUAACUUUUACAUGGUAUCUUAUAAUGUGAGAUUAGGCAAGCAGGAGUAAAGUGAAGACAAUGUAAAUUUCUAUAUCACCCAGCUUAUAGAUGUGUAUUGUAAUGUUGUGAUAUUUUACCAUCCGGAGGGAUAGGUAUUGUUGGAUUUACUGGAAUUUAAGACGAGGAUAGACAACUGGACAAGAAAUCAACUAUAAUUAUGCUGAUGACAUUAUUCCUAGCACCAGCAGUAGGUAUAUAUAAUGAAUAAAGCAAAUAUAACAUUUUCCUGACCAUAUUCAAGCACAAAGACUUCUUUGUAGACUUAUUUUCAAGACAGAUAGUAAAUAUACAACUGACUACACUGCACAUCUUCACAUUAAAAAAAUAUUUUUGCAUCUUUAAAUGCUAUAAAAGAUAUUCCUUUGACUAAUAAAUUCCAAAAUGGAUAAACUAUAGAGUAUAUCAGGUUUUUGAGGCCACAUUUACGUCCUCUGAUUUUGUCCACAUAACAUGUUAAUAGAGAAAUUAUUUUUCUACCUUUUUAAGUAUGUCUCGUCUUUUUUUGUGUUUACGGCACUGAGAAAAAAAAAAAUUCAAGGGGGAAAAUAUAAUAGCAUACAAUUUAUUACAGUAGGACUGCCUCUUGAUUGAUUUUCCAGAGGUAUGCAACUUUAAACCAAAAAAACUUUGCUUGUUAUGUUCAUGCUCUAAUCCAUACAUAAUCAUGCUAUCGCAACUCUGUAUAUGUUGAACAUUUUCCCUUCUCUUUUGAAUUUGCCUCAAGACUUGUGUGCUGCUUGAGAUGUUAAGUUUGGAAUCUUAAGUGUAUUAACUUAUAUGAAAAUAAAAAUUUAAAGUGUCGGUUUUUCUUGUUUUCCUGCAAUGCAGUGGUAUUUUGAUCAACUCAAAACCAAAAACACCAACCACUGCUCAUUUUUACAGCAUAUUAUUUUAUUAGUUUCUGUAACCAAACCAGGAGAAUGUAAAUAAGACCUUACAUAUUUUAAUACAGCGAUUUAACCCCUGUACAAGUAAAACAAAAACAGAAAUCAAAA